UAAUAUUAAAAAUUUAUUUUUUUUUUGAGAUUUUAGAGAAAAAUGGAGUAUUUGAACAGUAAAAUCUCAUUGAUAAGUCAAAGUGGUAUACGAUAUAUUGGAAUUCUUCAUGAUAUUAACUCAAAGGAUUCGACGAUAUCACUUAAAAAUGUCCGUUCUUAUGGUACAGAAGGACGCAAGGGGAAUCCGAGGGAAGAAAUUCCAGCAUCAGACAAUAUUUUUGAGUAUAUUGUUUUUCGUGGUUCAGAUGUUAAAGAUCUAAAAAUUGAGGAGCCAGCGCCCCCCAGAUCUGUUGUGCAGAUGCCUAAUGAUCCGGCUAUACUUAGGAUGACAGAACCUCAAUUGCAUCAGUCACAAGGAUAUUCUUUUUCAAAUCAACCAUAUCAAAAUAUUUCCAAGUAUUCUUCAUAUCAGGGAUAUAAUACUUCACAAAAUAUCCAGACUGGAGCAUCUCCUGCUUAUUAUGAUAAUGUUUCAGGGAUUUCUGAACAUUCAGUCAAUUCAAAUCAUUCUUCUAAACAGCCUUUACAUAUACCAUUAACACAGGUUCCGUCUUCAGUAGCUACAGAUUCUAGGUUAUGUUCUCUUUCUAUGUCCCAAAAUAAAGCGGAAAUCAACACUAAUAAUUUAUCUACUAAAAUAUCCAAAAAUGAGCCCAUAGCUUUAGCUAUGCCAUUGCCAGCGCGAACGAAGGCGCCUACGGCACAUCAAACACCUGUUAAGCAAAAUGGUGCAACAAAUCUUAAAAAUAUAUCAUCACCUACUAGUCUAUCUAAAGCUCAACUUUCUGUUGUUUCUACAACAAAUACUGAGACCUGUCCUGAGAUUCAAAAUAUAACAACUGAAAUAUCAAGAUUGAGUACAGAACGUACUGAAUCACGAAGUUUUCGCUCACAUAGCUCAGGCAAUUAUUUAAUGCAACAACGUCAUGGAAAACGUCGUAGUAAUGGAUACAGUUAUCCCCAGAAUGUUUCGAAUAUAGUUGAAGCACCAGAAGAAGAAUUCAAUUUUACACUUUGGAAUGCAAAAUUUAAGAAAGACGUUUUAAAAUCUUUAAACAAGCAGGAUACAGAUGAUCCAAAUAAUUCAGCUAUUCCUUCUAAGGAAAAUUAUUAUGAUAGUAGGAAAUCUUUCUUUGAUAACAUAUCGUGUGAAAAUAAAGAACGUAUUGAAAAUAAAGAAAAAGGAAACAGUCGAGCAAGACGUGAUCAAGAAAGAAGCCAAAACAUGGAAACUUUUGGUCAAACUCGAUUACAAACAAAAAGGCAAGGUAAAGGUCGAGGAAGAGGUGGAUUUUAUGGGGGUUAUCAAGGCCAUAAGUAUAAAAAUAGUAAUAAAAACCAGCGUAUAGUAAAUGGCGAAUCAACACAGUAA
This is a messenger RNA of Pneumocystis murina B123, 1374 nucleotides long. RefSeq lists its product as hypothetical. The transcript has 4 exons. Bases 43 to 1374 code for a protein of 443 amino acids. Gene Ontology annotation, biological process: cytoplasmic stress granule assembly; P-body assembly. Gene Ontology annotation, molecular function: mRNA binding. Lineage: Eukaryota; Fungi; Ascomycota; Pneumocystomycetes; Pneumocystales; Pneumocystaceae. Gene Ontology annotation, cellular component: P-body. The record is from RefSeq and is a predicted model, not a curated record.